Molecule: messenger RNA, 4766 nt
Organism: Chroicocephalus ridibundus (black-headed gull)
Lineage: Eukaryota; Metazoa; Chordata; Aves; Charadriiformes; Laridae
Gene: LNX2
Product: ligand of numb-protein X 2
Exons: 11
Coding region: 476-2539 (687 amino acids)
Molecular function (GO): ubiquitin-protein transferase activity; protein binding
Source: RefSeq, a predicted model, not a curated record
GGCGGGAGCACCGGCCCGGCCCAGACGCGCUCCGCCAAGUGCUGCCCGGAGUUUGCCUCCCGCCGGGCUCGGCUGAGGGGCGGCGGCGGCUGCUGCUGAGGAGAGCGCGGCGCGGAGCCGAGCCGGUGGCGUAAGGGAUGUGUGCCACCGACUAGAGGAAUGCUGUAGAAGUGUAAUGCUUUCCUAAGUCAUAUUUUGAAAAGUUUGAAAAGCUGUGAAGCCAGGAAAUGUUCAUAGCUAAGAGUCAUGCCAUUAUGAAGUGGAGGAUACUUGAUGAAGAACUUUUGGGUAACAGCUUGACAUGGUUACCUCCUACAAAUGAUCAGAACCACAUGGAUUUCACAACAGAAAAUGACACUUGACUGAAGGGCGUAAGUCACCCUGGAAGAAGUUGCUUUCCUCCAAGCUUUCCGUGAGUAACCCCAUCCUAUGAGGGGGAGGAGGAGGAAGAUCUGUCAGCCUUCUUAGCUGUACAAUGGGGACUACCGGUGACGACAUGGCUUCGGUGGAGCAGAAUGCCUCCUUGAACCCUCUGUGCUUCGAGUGUGGCCAGCAGCACUGGACAAGGGAGAACCACCUCUACAACUACCAGAAUGAAGUGGACGACGAUUUGGUCUGCCACAUUUGCCUUCAGCCCUUGUUGCAGCCGUUGGACACUCCCUGUGGACACACUUUCUGCUACAAGUGCCUAAGGAACUUUCUGCAGGAGAAGGAUUUCUGCCCGCUGGAUCGAAAAAGACUGCAUUUUAAACUCUGCAAAAAAUCCAGCAUUCUUGUUCAUAAACUGUUAGACAAGCUGUUCGUUUUGUGCCCCUUCUCUUCUGUGUGUCAGGAAGUCAUGCAGCGAUGUGACCUGGCGGCACAUCUCAAAAACAGGUGUCCUGGGGCUUCUCAUCGAAGGGUUGCUCUGGAGAGAAGGAAAACGAGCAAGCUGCAAGCCGAAGCAGAGGGCGAGAGCGGUCCUGGUGGGACAGAGCAGCCUACCAGUUUAUCUCCAGACGCAGAUCAGGGAAUAGUGCCAGCUGAGCAGAGCUUCACCUCGCCCGCCCUUCCCGUGUGGACAGAAGAGCCCGGCAUCGACAAUCCGCCUUUAGAGGAGAACACAGUAGCAGACACAAAUCAACAGCCACCUACCUUGCCUGAAGGAGAGAUCACUACUAUUGAAAUUCAUCGGUCCAAUCCUUAUAUUGAAUUAGGAAUUAGCAUAGUGGGUGGCAACGAAACACCUUUGAUCAACAUUGUCAUUCAAGAGGUUUAUCGAGAUGGGAUCAUUGCCAGAGAUGGAAGACUUCUUGCUGGAGACCAAAUACUUCAAGUCAAUAGCUUUGACAUAAGCAACGUGUCUCACAACCAUGCUCGAGCUGUGCUCUCCCAGCCUUGCUCGGUGCUGCACCUCACCGUGCUGAGGGAGAGGCGGUUCGGCAGCCGCACACACAACCACGUGGAUGCCACCAGCUCCUCGCGGGAGGACAGCUUUCAAGUGACGCUGCACAAGCGCGACUCCAGCGAGCAGCUUGGCAUUAAGCUUGUGCGCAGAACAGACGAGCCCGGAGUUUUUAUUCUCGACCUUUUGGAAGGGGGGUUGGCUGCUCAAGACGGCAGGCUCUGCAGCAAUGACCGCGUACUUGCAAUUAAUGGACAUGACUUGAAGCACGGGACACCUGAGCUUGCUGCUCAGGUUAUACAGGCUAGUGGGGAGAGAGUGAAUUUGAUCAUCUCUAGACCCCUGAAGUCACAGACAGUCAGUAUUAUCCGAGACACCGGGACUCACAACAGCAACCCACACCAACACCAGUCCCAGCAGCUGUUUCACAGCAGACCCAACUCACAUAAGGAUCUCUCCCAGUGUGUUACAUGCCAAGAAAAGCACAUUACUGUGAAAAAAGAGCCCCAUGAAUCUCUGGGAAUGACAGUGGCGGGAGGCAGAGGCAGCAAAAGUGGUGAACUGCCCAUCUUCGUGACAAGUGUGCAGCCUCACGGGUGUUUGGCAAGAGACGGCAGGAUUAAACGAGGUGAUGUGCUGCUGAACAUCAACGGCAUCGAUUUGACAAACCUAAGUCACAGCGAGGCGGUGGCCAUGCUGAAAGCUAGUGCUGCCUCGUCAGUAGUCGCCCUGAAAGCCCUGGAAGUCCAGAUUGUAGAAGAGCAGCCCCAGGCUAAUGAAGAACAGUUGAGUACCAUCGGUGAAAAUGAAUACGAUGCCAGCUGGUCACCAUCAUGGGUCAUGUGGCUGGGACUUCCAAGCUGCCUACACAGCUGCCAUGACGUAGUACUGCGGCGCAGCAAUUUAGGGAGCUGGGGUUUCAGCAUCGUCGGUGGCUACGAGGAGAACCACACAAACCAGCCUUUCUUCAUCAAAACGAUUGUUCUUGGAACUCCCGCGUACUUUGAUGGAAGAUUAAAGUGUGGUGAUAUGAUUGUUGCUGUAAACGGACUAUCCACAGUUGGAAUGAGCCAUUCUGCACUCGUUCCCAUGCUGAAGGAGCAGAGGAACAAAGUGACUUUAACCGUGAUUUGCUGGCCUGGAAGCCUCAUAUAGGUUUUGAAUCACUUCGGUUCAAGCAACGUCUUUUUCUAGAUAGCUGGCACAAAAAUGUCCUCUGUCUUUUUUUCCCUAUUGAUACAGCUGGUUAUAAGCAGGGCCAAAACUGCUGUAUUUUCAUUUUUUAUGGGCCUCUCAGACUUAUUCUAUAUAUCUUUCCAUCCUGAAAUAGCCAUUUCUGUUUGCUAUAUCCGUUGCUGAUGCAAAUGCGAAUAUACACAUGCUCCCAGAGAAACUCCCGCUCCGAUACAGCUGUCAUUGAGCUUUCCCCGUCAGGCUUGUACAGUCAGCGGAAGAACUUAGUGGUUCUUCGGGUUUCUCUGCACAGUCCUCAAGUUAUAUGUGAUAUAUAAACGUAAUAGCCAUGUGCUCGUUCUUCCCUGCGAAGAGAACGUGUGUCAGUACCGCAAUGACACAUCUAUCUGCUGCUAUGAAUCCAAAUCCGUUUCCAAAGGUACGUCUCUUCAUUUCGUAAGCCGUUCCAUUUUUGAUUCAAUAUUUCAGACUGAUUCAAGUAAUCCAUCUUACUCAUCAGAAAUUACUUGGUCCCCCAAAUUUUUCUUGCAGGGCAUCAGUGUUCAUAGAAAAGUAGGACAAAAGCCUGAUAUUACUGGAAUUUUUAUAAAGUGCAAUAAUUGGACUCUUUGUUAGGAAACUUUACUAUAUUACAGAGUUUGUAUCCUAUAGUGACAAGAAAUAUGGAAGUAAUUACUGUUGCAACGCUGGCGAGAAUACACGUGCCCGAGGUCGCCUUUGAGUGAAUGGCUUGCAGUGUGAGACUUUACUUUACAAAUGAAUGUUUUGCUAUGUCAGAGAAUUUUGAUGAACAUUUUUACGAAGAUCAUUUUUACCGUUUCUAUUGUAGUUGUCAGCUCUCUUUAUUCAUGUGUGGAAACAAUACUUUGACUUGUACUUUCCAAAUGAGAGAACCAUUUCCGGGAAAAAAAAAGCAAGCUGUUCAGAAACCAUACGUUAUGGUUUACAGGUGGGCAGGCUAGAAGGAAGGCUCUUUGAAUUCGAGUCCAACUGCAAAGUAAGCUGCAAAGUUCACUCUUACUCUGUCACCUCCUGACAAAUGUGCAAAUGCCUUGAUAUCAAAUGCUGAAACGAUCUCUCUUGCAUUUCAGGAUAUUAUUUUCUUUUUUCCUUUAGAGAGCACCUGCCCUUAAGUUGUCAGUAAGAGUAACGCUGUUUAUCUUGGAUUGUAUUUAGUGUUUUUACAAACCACCCUGUAACUUCUAGACUUUGCCUUUCCGUGGUAUUUGCAGGCUAAGCACCCGUUUGUAUAAGAAAAUAGGGGUGGAGCGCAGAAAGAAAUGUGCUGACCUGGAGCUAACCCUGCGUGUUGUCGGUGUUCUGCGUAUUUGGAAAAGAGCUUCAUUUAUAAAUCAGGUUCCCGACCUGAACUGAUUUUAUGAAUGACCUCUGUAUUGUAUUAUUAAUUACCAGAGAAUGUAUUUGAGAAUCACAGCGUAUUUCAAUUGUGAAGCAUGAACUUUAUUUUCAAACUUAGCCGGUAUAAUAUCAGGGCAUAUUAUCGCAUGUCAUUAAUUCCAGUAGCUUUGUUUUAAAAAGAAAUAAAGUUACUCUUUUGCAAAAAAAAAAAAAUUGUAAAAAUCUCAUAUGAAUGAAGUGGUUUUAUUCCUCUCUCUAAUGUAUGCUAUUGGUUUAAUUUCAUAAUAUUAAAAUAUGGAAGAAUGUCCUCUACAGUAUAUUACUGUACUGAGAAUCUGUUUCUGAAGCAAACACCAAACUUAUUUGAUACUCGAACUGAUUUGAGAACAAGUUUCCUCCCACCCCCAGAUGCUGUUUAACUGCAUGCUUUGCUCUUAAUACAGGUUUUUUUUGUAAAGUACAUCUUAGUGUAGCCUUUAGGAAAGAUUUUGACAUAUGUACUAGAUUUAAUGUUUUUUAUUUUAAAAAUUACACUUUCCAUCCAAAACCCUGCAAAAAUCAGAUUUUUUGAUUUUUUUUUCUUUUAUAUGUGUAUGUAACAAAAGCAUGGGUUAGCUUAAACUGUGCGGUUUUGUUUCUGUGUGCUGUAGCUUUUGAUCAGAAUGUCUAGCGAUAAAACCGUUCUGAAUUAAUUCCCUUCCUGAAUAAUUUUUCCCCUUUCUCUUGUAGCUGCAUAGCUGGGUUUGGUUUUCUGUGCCUUCUGUUUUAAAUUAUUUCAAGGGUGUUUUUUUUUCCAGAUAUUGCUAUCUAAUUGUAUGGUAUUAAUGAA